ACCAGUCCAUGUCAGUGAACUGCUGAACGACUCAUCUGAUUAACUUUUGUUAACAAAAUGUAUUAAAAUAAUGCAGAUUUUGGUGUGCUUGUACAUUAUCGAAAUAAUUGAUUGAUGAACUGCUGACCGUGACAGCCAGUUAUAUUGACAAGUAAAUUGGAUUCUCAAAAGCCUGAUCAAAGUUUCAGUGAGUUUGACUCUGGUUUGACAUUAAUUACAGUCGUCAUUCUCUACACAGCUGUGUGUCCAGAAUUGCUCAUGUGGGCACAUUUGUGAACGUUAUAUUAUCUACGCCACAGAACAUGGACAUCGGAUGGAGGUUAUCUUGCACCGAGCUGAAACGGUCACGGCUAGAAGGGAUCGAGCUUUAGUCAAAUUAACGUAAAAGUAUAUAUUUUUUUUAUGUUUUGUAGCAUUGUAGCUAACUACAUAUUUUCCAAACCUUUACCGUGUUCUCCUUAAUCUGACGUUAAUUUAACAGAAGAUGGAUCGCUUUGACAUGACCCUCUAAGACCUAGCGGAGCUCCCAUCGCCCGUCCAGUGUGCCCUGUCACAAGGGAGUCCUCCUCGCGGUGAUUGGGUGAAAGAUGGCGUUGGGCGAAUGGAAAUCCUAAUGACAGUUUCCAAAUUUGCCUCUUUUUGUACCAUGGGCGCCAAUGCCUCCGCUCUGGAGAAAGAGAUUGGCUCAGAGCAGUUCCCUGUCAACGAGCACUACUUCGGAUUGGUCAAUUUUGGGAACACGUGCUACUGUAACUCGGUGCUGCAGGCGCUGUACUUCUGCCGUCCGUUCCGGGAGAAGAUCUUGGCGUACCGCAGCCAGCCCCGACGCAAGGAGAACCUGCUGACCUGCCUGGCCGACCUGUUCCACAGUAUCGCCAACCAGAAGAGAAAGGUGGGAGUCAUACCACCCAAGAAGUUCAUCACGCGCCUACGCAAGGAGAAUGAGCUGUUUGACAACUACAUGCAACAGGAUGCCCAUGAGUUCCUGAACUACCUGCUCAACACCAUCGCUGACCUGCUGCAGGAGGAGAGGAAGCAGGACAAGACCAACGGCCGCCUGGCCAAUGGCUCGCUCGACUCCCAGAACAACAACAGCAACGCCCCGCCUCCCUCCACCUGGGUCCAUGAGAUCUUCCAGGGAACCCUCACCAAUGAGACCCGCUGCCUCACCUGUGAAACGAUCAGCAGCAAAGAUGAAGACUUCCUGGACCUGUCAGUGGAUGUGGAACAGAACACCUCUAUCACACACUGUCUCAGGGGGUUUAGUAACACAGAGACUCUCUGCAGUGAGUACAAGUACUACUGUGAAGAAUGUAGAAGUAAACAGGAGGCACACAAAAGGAUGCGUGUGAAGAAGCUGCCUAUGAUCCUGGCUCUACACCUGAAGAGGUUCAAGUACAUGGAGCAGCUGCAGCGUUACACCAAGCUGUCCUAUCGUGUUGUCUUCCCUCUGGAGCUCCGCCUCUUCAACACCUCAGGAGACGCAACCAAUCCCGAGAGGCUCUAUGACCUGGUUGCCGUCGUGGUGCAUUGUGGGAGUGGUCCAAACCGAGGACACUACAUCGCCAUUGUGAAGAGUCACGACUUCUGGCUGCUGUUUGAUGAUGACAUUGUAGAGAAGAUAGACGCCCAGGCCAUAGAGGAGUUCUAUGGCCUCACCUCUGAGAUCUCAAAGAACUCUGAGUCAGGCUACAUCCUAUUCUAUCAGUCAAGAGACUGACUGUCCCUGAAGAGGACAGUACCUCUCAGUGGAUUUGAGGAUCAUACUAGUGGACCAUACUAGUGUAAAUCGCUCUGUGGUGUCACACACCUACUGAAGCUCAGCCUCAGUCCCCCCUAUCUUCCUUCCUUCCUUCCUUCCUUCCUUCCUUCCUUCCUUCCUUCCUUCCUUCCUUCCUUCCUUCCUUCCUUCCUUCCUUCCCUCCCUCCCUCCCUCCCUCCCUCCCUCCCUCCCUCCCUCCCUCCC
Oncorhynchus keta (chum salmon) is the source of this 1966-nucleotide messenger RNA. It is a transcript of the gene usp12a, whose product is annotated as ubiquitin specific peptidase 12a. The transcript is spliced from 9 exons. The record is from RefSeq and is a predicted model, not a curated record. Gene Ontology annotation, biological process: protein deubiquitination. The coding region runs from base 602 to 1720 and encodes 372 amino acids. Gene Ontology annotation, cellular component: nucleus; cytosol. Gene Ontology annotation, molecular function: cysteine-type deubiquitinase activity; cysteine-type endopeptidase activity. Lineage: Eukaryota; Metazoa; Chordata; Actinopteri; Salmoniformes; Salmonidae.